AUGUUCAAUGAUAAAACGCAUUCAUGUCACUGCCUAGCCAAGGCGUUGUACGACAAUGCCGCCGAGAGUCCGGACGAGUUGGCCUUCCGGCGCGGCGACAUCCUGACUGUGCUGGAACAGAACACUGCCGGACUGGAGGGCUGGUGGAUGUGCUCGCUGCGGGGUCGGCAAGGCAUAGCCCCCGGAAACCGUCUGCGCCUUCUGCCCGGCAUGUACGAUGGCAACGAUUCAGAGCAUGCGAUGCGUCGCUCCUGGGCGGCCAAUCCCAACAAGGUUGUGACUCCUCAGAAAAUUGGAACAGUAUACUUGUAUGAUGUGCCUUUGGGAUCAAAAUUCCAUGAUAAACAUGAAGCUCCGAAAUCACCUAUGCAAAGAUACACUUUACAAGGCAGCUAUGAUACUCCUCCAGCUACGAAACCUCUUCGAAUGGAAGCGUAUGAUGAACCUAAGCCUCAUCCUUGUCGAUCUCCUCUACCAGCCGCAUCUGUCUACGAUUCCCCAAAAUCCAAUGCAGCUAUUUCUAACGAUGCAAUUAAUAUCCAUGACUAUGAUAUCCCAAGUGCUGAACAAAGUAAUGCUUAUGAUAUACCCCGACCUGCAGAGAAUGUGGGAAAUAAUAUUUCCCAUAUUAUCACUAUAUCUGAUAAUUAUGAUGUUCCACCCUCUGCAUUUAAGAAUAGUCCUCCCAUUUAUGAUGGCAGAGCUUUUAGUCGCUCCAGUGGUGACACAUCAGGUAGCUCAUCUUUCAGAUCCCCUUCUGGAAGUCAUUCAAGUAUUGAAACAUUAUCUCUUUCAAGUGUUGGUGGUUCUAAUCGUUCCAGUAUGGAGCAACAUCCAGGUGAUCUCUACGAUAUUCCUCCAGAACCACAGCCGAUAAAUGAUCCGCGAUUGGCACAAUUACGCAAUACAGUUACCAGUGUGCCUUACCAGACUAGUGGUACACAAGAGACAUACGAUGUACCUUCAAGCAAUAUGCCAGCACAGUUUUAUGAUACUCCUUCAAAACCAGUUAAAGUACAACUCGGCGUAGAUGCAGGAGUUUAUGACGUACCUCCUCAAGCUGUACGAGAUACUAGUCCAAUACCCAAAACUGAUGUUGUUGAUUCAGUUGGUCAGAUUGCUCUUGCCGGUUCAAAUCUUUCUGAAAACAAAAGUUUAGAUGACUUUUCCGAAUGCUCUGAGCUUUUAUUGGACCGUGAAUCUGCUGUUGAGGUGCUCAUGAAGUACCAGCAUGAAGUUCAAAGUUCUAUAUCGAAACUUUUCAGCUUUGUUAGCACAACAUGGAGAAAAUAUGAGAAUAUGGAGGCGAAGUUAAGUGAAAUUGAAACAGUGUGUCACAGGUUACAGAGCUCCUUGGUGGAUCUGUAUAAUUUUGCUCGAGGGGCUUUAGCCAAUUCUGCCCAUGCUGCUGACAAAAGUCUUUGCUUUAAGUUAAAUAAACUAACUGUUCCCAUAAAAGAAUCGUGUUCUACUGUUAAGAACUGUGUUCAAGCAUUAGACGAAAAAAGAUGGGUUGCUUCAAAGUUGGCAUAUUCUGAUGAGUCUAAUGCGCCGGAUGAAUUAGAUACUUUGGUUGCUUGUGCGCGAAAUCUCGUUGAAGAUGUUCGUCAGAUCGCUUCUCUAAUACAAGGGAAUUCUACACUGUUGUUUAAAAGCCAGGUAACCUCAGAAAAAGUAAAGCCACCUGUAGCUCCUAAGCCAGAUUUAAAAGCCAAACUUUCUUCAGACAAGCAAGGAAAUAAGCUACAGGAGAGACCCCUGCCGCCUACUCCAGCAGGUUUGUUAAAGACUCAGCACAGUGGGGAGUAUUUCAACGAAUACGAUUAUGUGAAUUUAGAGUCAAAAGAAGCGGUUGAAAGGGAAAACGAAUCCAUCAAGGCUGCUCUGCCCAAAGAUAUGUGUCAGUCUUUCGACGAACUCGUGAAGCAGUCGGAAGUGCCGGUAGUCAGCCACUCUGAGAAUGUUCCUGAAAUCAUCGAGAAGAUCAUUUCACCUUUAGACCAAAAAGAUUUGCAGCUUCUUUUGUUUUAUGGUUCGCAGAUAGAAACACAUAUCAUGCAUUUAACUAAUGCCAUUGAUGCCUUCCUGAUGACCAUUAAGAAUAACCAGCCUCCGAAGGUGUUUGUGGGGCACAGCAAAUUCAUAGUAAUAGGGGCGCACAAGCUAAUAUACAUUGGAGAUACCGUGCAUCGUAACUUGAAUAACCCCGAGCUCAAAACGCAAGUAAUGCACAACUCCAAUGGUUUAUGUGACUCGCUUAAAACUUUAGUGGGUAAUACUAAAAAGGCAGCAGCCGAAUUUCCUUCCGUUGUUGCGGUUCAGGAAAUGGUUGAUAGCGUGGUAGACGUCUCCCAUCUUGCUAAUACCCUCAAGAUGUGUAUUCUGAAAGCUUCAAAAUCCUAA
This is a messenger RNA of Uloborus diversus, 2403 nucleotides long. Its product is annotated as enhancer of filamentation 1-like. Gene Ontology annotation, molecular function: protein binding. The record is from RefSeq and is a predicted model, not a curated record. NCBI's taxonomy places the organism in Eukaryota, Metazoa, Arthropoda, Arachnida, Araneae, Uloboridae. The transcript is spliced from 4 exons. The coding region runs from base 1 to 2403 and encodes 800 amino acids. Gene Ontology annotation, cellular component: plasma membrane; cytoplasm. Gene Ontology annotation, biological process: cell migration; cell surface receptor protein tyrosine kinase signaling pathway.